GCGGGGCUCAUCAGGUCAGGUCCCGUUAAAAGGAUGGGAGCGCCCGGGACCCAUCUCUCUCGGGUGGAGCCUUCAGGGAGCUGGUGCGCCUGUCCCGCGAACAUCCUCCUGCCCUCAAUCAUGGCUUGUGGUCUUGAGGCCAGCAACCUGAAUCUGAAACCUGGGGAGUGCCUCCGAGUGCGGGGCGAGGUGGCCCCUGACGCCAAGAGCUUCGUGCUGAACCUGGGCAAAGACAGCAACAACUUGUGCCUACACUUCAACCCUCGCUUCAACGCCCACGGGGACACCAACACCAUCGUGUGCAACAGCAAGGACGGCGGCGCCUGGGGGGCUGAGCAGCGGGAGACUGCCUUUCCCUUCCAGCCCGGGAGCAUCGCAGAGGUGUGUAUCAGCUUCGACCAGGCAGACCUGACCAUCAAGCUGCCAGAUGGAUACGAAUUCAAGUUCCCCAACCGCCUCAGCCUGGAGGCCAUCAACUACAUGGCAGCUGACGGUGACUUCAAGAUCAAGUGUGUGGCCUUUGACUGAAACCAGCUAGCCCAUGGCCCCCAAUAAAGGCCUCUGCUCCCUCUGAA
Sapajus apella (tufted capuchin) is the source of this 575-nucleotide messenger RNA. RefSeq names its product galectin 1 (gene LGALS1). The coding region runs from base 34 to 528 and encodes 164 amino acids. The record is from RefSeq and is a predicted model, not a curated record. The transcript has 4 exons. Gene Ontology annotation, molecular function: laminin binding; carbohydrate binding. NCBI's taxonomy places the organism in Eukaryota, Metazoa, Chordata, Mammalia, Primates, Cebidae.